This is a messenger RNA of Notodromas monacha, 201 nucleotides long. The record is from the annotation of a GenBank genome assembly. NCBI's taxonomy places the organism in Eukaryota, Metazoa, Arthropoda, Ostracoda, Podocopida, Cyprididae.
AUGGAUCAAAUUAUUGCAUUUACCGAUCCUGGAAAGCAGUUCGCCAAGGAUUCGUUGCGUCUGGUCAAAAGAUGUACAAAGCCAGACCGCAAAGAAUUCCAGAAGAUUGCAAUGGCUACUGCAAUCGGUUUCGCAAUCAUGGGAUUCAUCGGAUUUUUCGUCAAGCUCAUCCACAUCCCAAUUAACAACAUCAUUGUGUAA